UUUCGCUUUACUUAUCCAUCAGGUCCCACAUCUCGCCAUUUUGACAGCCUAUAGAUUUUCACAUCGUACAAAAGCAUUGGCUGUAUUCAUGACUCGCCGUGGGUGAAUCAUGAUUUAAGCCUGCGGGGCAAUCAACCGGCGACCCGUAGCGACGAUCGCUCUACGGCAACCAUCGAGCCAUAUCCCUUCUUUCUGUGAUGCAGCGUAUUCUACCUAAAUAAUGGAUUCGAAAGCUACUCUGGGCAGCAUCCAGAAAGCCGUCUGGGCCGGAAAGCUACCCUUACAAAUCACCUUGGCUCCAUCAGAGAGCCGUACAUUUGACCAAACAGAUCCAUACCUAAUCUCCUGCCCCCGCGUAUCAUACCUACCAUCGCUUCUCCCAAGGCUGAGAGCUUUCUUCGCCCCCUCCCUUAUUGAUCCCGGCUCCCGCCCGCAUGAAGGCUGGUUCUCCUUCGAGGGAGUUCCAUUGAAAUGGCACUACCCAGUUGGCCUCCUUUAUGACCUUUAUGCUGGAGCUGAUCCUGCCUCUAAAGGAGGUGCUGACACUGACUUGGCAUCUACAUCGGAUGAAGACCCUUUACCAUGGCGUCUAGUCGUGCAUUUCAGCGACUGGCCCGAUGAAGAACUCGUCCGACUCGAUGCAGAUGGGAUAGUGAUGCAUGAUGCUUUCAUCAAUAGUGUCAAAGAAGCAGAUUUCCUGAGGAACGGUACCGCCAAAGGAAUUAUGACCCUUUCCAGGGAGGAUUCAGCGGGGCUCUGGGAGUCAGUCAGAGAUGUGGACCUGCCAAAUUUCCAGCGAAUAUCCAACAUUCUCCUACCACCACAGUCCCAACCGUUCCGCAACAUACCUGUCCGGUUCUUUCUCCCCCUCCCCCCAGACUCAGACUCGCCCUCUCUCAAAGUAGUCCAGUCUCCUAUUCCACCAACAAUUCAGCCAAUCUCCGGACCUAGCGCCAGUGUCAUGGCGAGCCAAUCUAUUUUAAGCACAUCCAGAGGGCCCCAACCACAGACCAUAGGGUCAGCACUGCACUCGCUUCUACCGCAUCUGUUUCCUAGUCGAAGGACACCUGUCCUGGCGAAGCCAGUAUUGCAUGGUGCCGCGGUGCCAAUGAGCGCACCGCUAGACGAAGUGGUGAGAUGCUCGGGGUAUGGCGAUGGGUGGCUUUACAUUGUGAUCAGGAUGAUGGGGUGAUAUAUUAUCAUCUCAUUGGCAAAGAGUGAUUCAGCAUGAAUGGCC
Messenger RNA from Aspergillus neoniger CBS 115656, 1237 nucleotides. RefSeq names its product autophagy protein 5. The record is from RefSeq and is a predicted model, not a curated record. Gene Ontology annotation, cellular component: cytoplasm; Atg12-Atg5-Atg16 complex; phagophore assembly site membrane. The coding region runs from base 221 to 1192 and encodes 323 amino acids. The transcript has 4 exons. Gene Ontology annotation, biological process: autophagy of mitochondrion; autophagosome assembly; C-terminal protein lipidation. NCBI's taxonomy places the organism in Eukaryota, Fungi, Ascomycota, Eurotiomycetes, Eurotiales, Aspergillaceae.